Messenger RNA from Lymnaea stagnalis (great pond snail), 6473 nucleotides. NCBI's taxonomy places the organism in Eukaryota, Metazoa, Mollusca, Gastropoda, Lymnaeidae. The record is from the annotation of a GenBank genome assembly.
ACUUUAAAGAUGGCAGCCCCCAUGAUUACACAGGUGGAUGCUUGUUUUGAAAAUGUUAAUCAAAUUAGUGAUGAAAAAUGUGAUAAAAACGUGGAACAUUCAACAAAAUUAUCUUCACAGCUCCUCUAUCCUGAAAAAUUUUCUGAUUGUAAGAAUAUUGACUUUAUCAUUCAUAUCCCACGCCAUAAUAAUAAAAUGCUAAUAAUUUAUAAUAAUAUUCCAUCUGCUUCUUCAUUUUUAUUUUUACUAUAUAUAGAACAUUUUUCGUUUUUAAACAGAAGUUAAAAGUUUUAGUAGUAGUAGGCAUAAUAAAAAUUGCUGCUUUGCCUCCAUAAGUUAAGCUUUAAUUUACUCUGUCAUACUUAAGUCUAUAAGUAGUAUAAGUAUAAGACCUGUCAAUUUAAGUCAAUUACCUUAGGACUUAGGGUUCUCUACUAAAGUUAAAUUAUUUGAAUUUCACAUAUAUCAUAUAUGAGAUUAAGUACCGGCCGGUAGCACAUGCAGGGGCGUCUACAGUUAUUGCUUCCCCAAUAAUAAUACUAAGUACGGAGUCUAUCUUUCCCCGUGCCUGCCUUUUGAAUUUCUGCACUGAUCUGUAGCUAACAAACUUUAAUUUAAUAUUUGAAUUUGAAAGAAAACAAUUAUAAUUAUACAAAUUCUCAAUAUUUUAAAUUAUAUUUUUGGUCAAAUCAAAGACGAGAUGCCAUGUAUUUUCCCAUGGUCAUCAUUAGGGGUGUGCCGGACCCCGGUCCGGAAUCCGGUUCCGCCGGAUUUUGCACUAUCCGGUGAAAUCCGGUUCCGCCGGAUUUACAUGUAUCCGGAACAACCGGAUUCCGGAAUAUACCGGAUUUCGGAAUUUGCCAGAUUUUGUGACUCACCGGAUCAUAAUCUGAAAUAAAAGUAAUUCUCUUUCCCGAAUUCCACACGAUCACGAUACAUUAAUCGAUUGUUUCGAGCGUUGAGCUUGUUUAAUGUUUAAUAUUCCGUACAUACCAGAGGCUAGAGUCAGCACCGCUAAUAGUGGCCAAUAGUGUAGGGACUUUGAUAAGAAAAUUUAAACUUUUUGUAAAAAUAAACCAAUGGCAUAGUUGAAAAGAUGUAAUUUUUUAAAGAAUUAUAACACCAAAAUCAUAUUUUUAGCUGUUGUAGUUUUAAAGUUAUGAAUUUUUAAAGUACGACUUGGUUUGUCAUUUUUUAACAUGGACUGCAUCUCCACAUUCUGUGAUCUCAUUCCGCCAAUCCCGUCAUGCGCAAUGACUAUAUAGUUUAUAUAAGGCAACGCAUUCCCUGCCUUAUCACUAAAAUACUGUUUAGACUUAGUUUAAACUUUCAACUUUGGCACAUGAAUAAUUAAUUAAAGCUUUCCCUGACCAAUGGUUUAAUAGUUUUUGCACACGGCAAACUCUUAUGAAUGAAACUCUGAGGUAGUACUACGAUACAGUUAUGCAAGUGGCUGUGAAUGGUUGCCAAUGACAACGUGUUGCACACGGUAAAUUCUGAUCAUUUAUAAUAUGGAUUCUACCGGGUUGUUAAAGCUCAAAUUAAAACAUUCCAGUUUAAAUGUCUUUAAAUGCAUUCUGAAACACAAGUUAUCAAUUAUUUUGAUGUAAAUAGUGAUAAUAAAUUAAUAUUUCCUAAGUAUCGUCAACUUCCGCCAUUAAAAAGGGGGGCGUGGCCAACCCCAUGGCGAAAUUAGGUUGAGCGAGCUGCAUAACCUGCUGCGAACGCGUAGAAACAUGGCGUCUCUCGUAAGACACUUAUCCAAAUGGAACGGAACUCAAAUAUAUAUCGAAAGUACUAAUUUAAUAAUAAAUAGACACACACAUCGGAAAAUUAAAAACUCGGAUUUUUUGGCGCCGAUUGCGAAUUCCCAUACACAAAAAGUAGUAGUCCACCUUGACUUACCGAAGUAUCUACCAAUAGUACCAAAAUCCGGAAUCCGGGAGAAACCGGAAUCCGGAUCCGGCGGAUUUCGCAUAAGAAAAUCCGGAUCCGGAUCCGGUUGGAAAAAACGGAUCCGGCACACCCCUAGUCAUCAUCUUGGUUGCCACGACUCGUGAACUUUUACAGUUUCACGGGUGGUGAUUACCAAGAUGGAGGUCAUGUUAAAAUAAAAUAUCUCAGGUUUGCUAAAAUUAGGAAUAAAACGUUAAAAAUUAAUGAAAAAAGGUCCUAACUGUAUCCCUAAACCUAACCUGAACCUUAAAUCACUAAAAAAAUCUAUCCCUAAACCUAGCCUUAACCCUAAAUCUAUCUCUAAACCUAACCUGGGUAUAGACCCUAAACCUAACCUGGGUAUUGAGUAUUGACCCUAAACCUAACCUGGGUAUUGAACCUAAACCUAGAGUGGUAUGAAUUCAGAAGUUGAGUACGGUACUAAAAUUUAAUUCACUCUGUAGUAAAGAUCAUGGUUAAUAUCAACUUACAUAAUAUAAAAACAAAUUCUUUUCAUAAUAUAAAAUACCUUGUCUUAUGUACUUUCAUAAAAAUUUAUAGUUAAUAAAUUGUUAAAAUAAUGCUGACUAUUCAAUAACAAUAUUGAAAAUGUAUACUUGUAAUGGUCUCUGAAUUCAUUUAGACUGCCAAUUUUUGUUAUUUUGAGAAGCAUAUGAAAUUGCUAAAAAUGGCUUGAUGCUAUAGAAAAAUGUUUUUGACAGUUAAUAAUCUUAAAAAGUUAAUAAAAAUGUUUUUAACGGUAAAUAAUCUCAGGAUUUGAUGAUUUGAAUUGCUGCAAAAUGUGAAGAAUUAUUGAGCUUUUAACGAAAUUGUAAUAUUUUGUUAUCAAUAUUGUUAUAUUAUAUACUUCCAAAUUAAACACUAAUACCAUGAUUGACUUGACCCAUAGACAGAAUUUAUCAAGUCCAAUGGCUUCCACCACUCAAACACUCCUGAUCAUAGGUAUUAUAAAAAAUUUUAAUCUAAUGGCAAUGACGUGUUGUUGGCAGAAAUAGGAAAUGUCAUUGGCUAACAACAGAGGGUAAUUGUACCUGUCAAAAUAUGGGAUUCGGAAAUAGAAAAUAAAUCAAGUUGCUGUAAAGUGGCAAUAUUUUUUUUUUGCUCACUGCAAAACUAGACAGCAAAAUAAUUCUAGUCCUCUAUCAUGUUUCAUAAGUAUGGUAUGCAGGGUGAGAGUGAAAGGCAUAUUCUAGUGUUCCUUCUUCUCCUGUUUUUUUUUUUUUUCCAUUGAAAUUUACGGCCCAUAGAUUUCUUGCCAGCUUUGAAAGGGGUGGGUAGGUCUAUUCAGCCAAAGGGGUCUGAACCAAAAAAUCUGGGCUUUAAGUUUAUAGAACUGUCUUCUUUUCACUUUUAAAUCAAUUUUAAAUAAAAACUUUUCUUUAAAAUAAAUUGGUUUUUUUUACGUCUAGUAAGACCAUAGAUUUUAUUUAUGUUUAUAAUAUAUCUUACAUUAAGGUCCAUUUUGUGGGCUAACAUAAUUUAGAUGCUUUUCUUUGUAUCCUUCCUUUAAAUUUUAAAUGCCAAUAGGUUAUCAAGAGAAGAAAUUGUUAAUUGUUGGAAAGGAUGCAGCUGCUGUGCCUAAAGGACAGUUAAGAACUGUUUGUGUACCUCCAAGUUCAGGUAAAGUACAUUUCCAUUAUUAGAUAUAGGAGGGAAGUUGUGCUAAAUUAAAUUAUGUCAUUAUUACGAGUAAGUCACAUUUAAUUAUUUUAUUUUGUUAAAAAUAAGAUUUAACUUUUUUUAUUUUAAUUUAACAAUGUGGAUGAUUCUUGCCUAAAAUUAAGUUUCUAGUUUCAGAAAAGGCUUCACAUUUAGUAUGUAUAUUCUGAUUGCUUAUAUUUCAGUUUUGUCUAGACUGAAAGAAUUUCUGCCUCAAAUUUCCAAUGCCAAUAAGGACAUGGCAUCUCAAAUUUCAUCUUGUCCAGACAAUAUUGAUAAGUUUGAUAUUGAAAAUAUAAGUGGAACAAGCGGUCAUCAUAUUGAAAUGGUAAGAUUUUAUUUCUUGAAAAAAUGUAAAAACAGUUGUCUGUCAAAAAGAAAAAUUAAACUUGUGUCCAUGUAUUUUAUUGAUAUUAAAUGUAAUUUUAAAAAGUUACAAUCAAUAGUCAUUCAUUUUCCCCACAUUUUCAUUACCGGUAUCUAACUGUCCUUGAGAACUUGAACGAUGACAAAAAUGUUGACAUAUUUUCAAAUAAUAAACAAACAUGAUCAACUGACAAGUCCAAUGACCGUAAAACUGAUAAUGAAUUAGUGAUUAUGGUUAAAGUGUUUGAAGAUGGUGGAUCCAGAACUAGAGCACUAGAUAUACCAGUUGAUACAGGAGGAACAAGUCAAGCCUUUUUCCAGGAUAUUGAAGCAGUUUUAAAUAAACCAGAAAUCACCUGGUGACAAUUGCAAUUUUUGGCUUGGCAAGUCAAACUCGGUGCAGACCAGAAUUAAGACCAGGAACUCCUAUAUAUUCAGCAUUGGUUGUAUUUGUCACCUGGUAAAACUUUGUUCUCAAGAGUGAAUAAAACAACUGUCAUUUUCUGUAAAUGAAAUUUUAUUAGGUGUUAAUUUAAUACAGUUUUGGAAACAGUUCAAAAAGAAAAUAAAAAAAUAAAGAUUUUCAACUGUUUACUGGUGCAGACGAAUAGGAUGUGGAGGAAUAGGACAUUCCCAAAUUUUAGGACACAUCAUCUAAUACAGCCACCUGCAGAUUUACAAACAUAAUUUUGUGUGAUGUUACCAAGAAAUUUUAAAGUAUGAGUUUGAUGAUUAUUUUUUGUACCAAGUGUUCCAACUUUGGAUUGUUGAACCAAAUUUUACAAUGUAUUGGCUUGGUGUGAUGUGCCAGAAAAAAAACGCUGUGGCAGGCUGAGAUUUCUUCACUGUUGGAAAUCCAAACUGAAUGCAGAAAUUGACUUUAUGGUGAAACAAUCACAUCUAUUUUACAGUACUUCAUAAACAAUGACACUUGUUUGUUUUUUUGAGAUUUCAAACAAAGCCAAAGAUUAAAAGAAUUGAAAACUGUGAUAAUUAAAUUUAAAUGUUGUCAAGGAUUAUUUUUUUUACUUGUGUUGUUUUAUGUACUGGUACAGGUUUUGGGGAUUUUAUGUACAGGUUUUGAUCGCACAGGUUGGCAUGUAAGCAUUAGCAGAGGGUUAAAGAUUAAGGAAAUGACUCACUGGUUAAGAGCAAUCUUUUAAUUUGCAACUAUCUCUAAAUUUUAAUUUGCAACUAUCUCUAAAUUUUAAUUUGCAACUAUCUCUAAAUUUUAAUUUGCAACUAUCUCUAAAUUUUAAUUUGCAACUAUCUCUAAAUUUUAAUUUGCAACUAUCUCUAAAUUUUAAUUUGCAACUAUCUCUAAAUUUUAAUUUGCAACUAUCUCUAAAUUUUAAUUCGCAACUAUCUCUAAAUUUUAAUUUGCAACUAUCUCUAAAUUUUAAUUUGCAACUAUCUCUAAAUUUUAAUUUGCAACUAUCUCUAAAUUUUCGUGAUGAAAUGUUUGUACACAAUAACUCUAGUAUGUGCAAGUUACCCCUAUCUACUUUUGGCAAUAAUGUAGAGCAUUAUUUUAAAAUAUUUGUUUUUUCCAUUUUCCUUUUUUAACUAACCAUCGGUCUAUUAGUCUGUGGUUGUAGCUUUAACAAUUUUUUCUCCAAAUUUGAUUAUAUCCAGUUUAUAUACCUAUUUAAAUAAUUUUGUUUACCCUUUGUAAAAGUUGUUGUCAUUUAUUUGCCUUACUUAGUUAUAAUAUAAUUAUAUAAUUUUUUUUAUAACUAUAGAAUUUAUCCAUGAUUCCGGCUGAGUGUCUUGAAGACAGUGAAGAUGACAGCAUCAGUGACAGCGAAGGCAUCUCAGAGUCUGAAUCAAAUUCAGAAGAAAAUAUCAACUAUGUAAACCUUAUUAAAUUGAUGACACCUGAAAUUAAAAUAGCAAAGACAAAAGACAAGACAAACAAGAAAGGAUUCAUAGAAGAAAUUGGGGGAAAUAUGCCAAAGAGUUAAAAAUGAUUUGUAUACCGGUAUCUGUAUAUAUUUUACACCAGUAUCCAAAACUGUAUACAUGCUCAAAGAAAGAAGCAUUGCUAUUUGUAUUAGCAUUAGAAUAUACAAGCAAUGACCUGGUUGCCACUUAUUUUUUAAAAAUUUAACUUAUUAGUUCUAAUUAAAAAGGUACCUGUACCAGUUAUCAGAAAAUGUAUAACGCUUACCCAAUUAGAAUUUGUUUUUAACAUUAAGUACCGGUAUUAUGGUAAGGCUCAUUAAACAAGUCUGUACCUUCUUGCUUGUAUCAUUAACAAUGUGAUCCAAAACUUUCUCAUAACUGACAGACACAAGGAACAAUCACAAGUGAUAUAAUAUAAAUCAAGAACACUAAGCAAACAUCCCAUUUUUGUGGUUCUCGAUUGAGACAAAAAAUAUUUGAAUAAUAUUUGUGGUCUUGUAAUUUCUGUAUAAAAAUAUAAAAUACUUGUACCAGAAAAUGCAUUUUUGUAAUUAUACUUUAACUUUAAUGUAAAUAAACGCCAUAUA